AUGAGCCCAGGAAGAGACCCCAGAGGUAACCCUGGAGGAGACCCUAGAGGUGGCCCCAGAGGUGGCCUCAGAGGAGAUCCAAGAGGAGACUCCGGAGGAGACCCCAGAGAGGAGACCCCAGAGGAGAACCCAGAGGAGAACCCAAAGGAGACCAGAGAGGUGACCCUGGAGGAGACCCCAGAGGUGGCCCCGGAGGAGAACCCAGAGGAGAACCCAGUAGAGAACCCAGUAGAGAACCCAGAGAAGACCCUGGAGGUGACCCUGGAGGAGACCCCAGAGGAGACCCCAGAGGUGGCCCAGGAGGAGAUCCCAGAGGUGGCCCCAGAGAAGAUGCCGGAGGAGACCCCAGAGGUGGCCCCGGAGGAGACCGCGGAGGGGACACCAGAGGUGGCCCCGGAGGAGAACCCAGAAGUGGCCCGGAGGAGACCCUGGAGGAGACCCCAGGGGAGGUCCCGGAGGAGGACCCAGAGGUGGUCUCAGAGAAGACCUUAG
Messenger RNA from Patiria miniata (bat star), 492 nucleotides. RefSeq names its product protein TsetseEP-like. The record is from RefSeq and is a predicted model, not a curated record. NCBI's taxonomy places the organism in Eukaryota, Metazoa, Echinodermata, Asteroidea, Valvatida, Asterinidae. The coding region runs from base 1 to 492 and encodes 163 amino acids. The transcript is spliced from 2 exons.